AUGCAGAUUCGAAUCCGCCCGACGCACGCACCUUCCCAAGAACUGCACGGUCUCGCACUGAACUCCUCGACAGAUCCCCCCCCCCCAGACGAAAAGCCAUCGAUGUACAACGUGCCUCGAAUCUGGGGUAAGAUAGCGGGGAGGGUGAAAACGGGAGAGAGGGGAACAAUGCAUCCCGAGCCCUACCUCAAAAGGGCAAGUCCUCGAAUCCUGAGAAGAGCAACGAGUACAAUGACAGGAAAACAGGCCGGGCCGAAUCGCGACGCGGCGAAUUGGGGGACAGCGGCUUUCGUGGCCCGGGAUGAAACCCAACGGCUUGCCUGGUCCGGGGAGAAAGAUGGACUCGUUACUCAUAGCUCUAUGCAUAAGAAAAUAAAUGAAAAGAAGAUGACAGGCCUGCAUCCGGUCGUGGGGGAGUGCGAGAUGUGCAGGGCCCUCUCCGGCUGUGAACAACUGCCCAAGUCGCUCGAGUCGAGAUGCCAUCUCUGUCUCUCCCGUUGCUCCCGAGAUGGCGUCACGACACACGCUGUCGAUGCCUCCGGCUACCCGGGGGAAGACAUGUAG
Messenger RNA from Penicillium alfredii, 564 nucleotides. RefSeq lists its product as uncharacterized. The transcript has a single exon. Lineage: Eukaryota; Fungi; Ascomycota; Eurotiomycetes; Eurotiales; Aspergillaceae. The record is from RefSeq and is a predicted model, not a curated record. Bases 1 to 564 code for a protein of 187 amino acids.